GCACGGCGGGAACAGUGGGGUGUGCGCUGGCCUCGCUCGGUCCCGCACACCGGCGCGCGGGCAGAUAAACAGACAACAGACAGACAGAGCGAGCGCCGCAGGAUGCCCGCAGCACCCGCGGCCAGGGGCUGAAGCCGGCAAGGGACGAGAGGUCGCGAGGAGAGGGGGAAGGAGAAGGAAAAGGAGAAGGAAAAGGAAGGCAGGAGCGGCGCGCCUGGAGGGUCUCACGCCCGCUCCGGGGAUGGCGCCGGUGAGCGAGCAGCUGGAGCCGCAGGGCGCGGGGGCAGACCCCGCCGCCGCCUCGACCCCCCUGCCCGGCCCGCCGGCGGGUGAGGAGCCGCGGCGGGAGAACGGCGGCGAGUGGUGCCCCGGGAGCGGCGAGAGCGGGGCCCAGCCCCGGGCGGCCCUGGCGGAGGAGGCCCCCGGCAGCCCGGGCUGCCCCGGGAGCGCUGCGGCGCCGGAGCCCCCCGAGGGCGGCUGGGGCUGGGUGGUGAUGCUGGCCGCCAUGUGGUGCAACGGCGCCGUCUUCGGCAUUCAGAACUCGUGCGGGGUCCUCUUCGUCUCCAUGCUCCGGCUCUUCGGCAGCAGUGACGACAAGCAGCUGGUCUUCAAAACAGCAUGGGUGAGCUCUCUUUCCAUGGGAAUGGUCUUCUUCUGCUCCCCAAUAGUCAGCAUAUUCACAGACCUGUUUGGCUGUCGAAAAGUAGCUGUUAUUGGAGCUGCAGUAGGGCUUGUUGGACUCCUUUCAAGUUCUUUUGUAAGCACCAUUGAACCUCUGUAUUUCACCUAUGGGAUCGUGUUUGCCUGUGGCUGCUCCUUUGCCUACCAGCCCUCCCUGGUCAUCCUCGGGCAUUACUUCAAGAAGCGCCUGGGACUCGUGAAUGGCAUUGUCACCGCAGGCAGCAGCCUUUUCACAGUGUCACUGCCCUUCCUCCUCAGGGUCCUCAUCGAUUCUGUCGACCUGUUCAACACCUUGAGGGUCCUCUGCAUCCUUAUGUUUGUUCUCUUCCUUGCUGGAUUUACGUACAGACCUCUUGUUCCCAACACCAAAGACAAGGAGGGAGGAAAGAAGGGAAAAUUCAAAUUACCUCCUGCAAAAAAGAUUUGCAAUUUCUCAGUUUUCAAAGUUCUCAGUUACCGAAUCUGGGCUUUAGGGAUUCCAGCUGCACUUUUUGGAUACUUUGUGCCUUAUGUUCACUUGAUGAAUCAUGUAAAAGAGAGAUUUGGUGACAGUGUGCCAGAAGAAGUGCUUCUGCUGUGUCUGGGCAUUACUUCAGGAGUUGGCAGAUUGAUCUUUGGCAGAGUGGCAGAUUAUAUUCCUGGUGCAAAAAAAAUCUAUCUACAGGUGGCUUCAUUCUUUUUUAUUGGGCUGAUGUCUAUGAUGAUUCCACUGUGCAAUGUCUUUGGAGCUCUCGUUGCUGUCUGUCUCUUCAUGGGCCUGUUUGAUGGGUGCUUCAUUUGCAUUAUGGCUCCUAUUGCCUUUGAGCUGGUUGGGGCUGAGGAUGUCUCCCAGGCCAUUGGAUUCCUGCUUGGACUCAUGUCAGUGCCUAUGACAGUUGGUCCACCCAUUGCAGGUUUGCUGCGGGACAAGCUUGGCACCUACGAUGUGGCAUUUUACCUGGCUGGAGUCCCUCCCCUCAUUGGAGGAGCAAUUCUGUGCUUCAUCCCCUGGGUCCACGAGCGGCAGAAGUUGAAAGAGAGAGCAAAACCUGUUGAUAGAGAAACUACUGAGAAAAUGCUGGAAAAUGAAAGCACUUUGGUGUCAGACACAACAGAAAAGCCAGCCAAAGAACUGGAUUCUGGCUUUUGAUGCUUUUUUCUUUUCCCUAUACCAUCCUGACCUCCUCGUACAGAAACCAGAUUUCUACUUGUUGGCUGAAGAUACUGAAGUCUUGAACUAUUGCUCAAAUUUCAGAACUGCUACAAGAAUCUUUUAUACCAGUGAACUUUUUUGACAAGUCUUUGAAUUUGAUUUCAAGCCACAUUUUCAAGGUAUUUGAAGUUUUGUAGCUUUAGUGUGUAUAUGCGUAGUGAUUCUGUGUGUGAAGAGAAUAUUUUUCUAAUCCAUCAGAACUGAUUUCUGAAAAUGUGAAAGCUUUUUUGCCUUCACUGACCCAGGAUUCUUCAAUGAUGUCUAUGAUCCAUCCUCUGCAGGCACACCCCUGGGUGUUUAUACUGGAUAAUGUAGUAGCUCUUAUGACUGAUCUGUUUUAUUGAAGUUUAUCAUGCUGUUUACAGUCUUCUCUAAUUCUCUAUCAUGAACACAAAUAUGCAUCUUUUUGCUGAAAUGAUUGUUUCAUUAGAAAGCUAAAUUAUUAUACAACUGUUGAAACACUCACUUGUGUUUGCAUUCACCUUUCACAGUAGCCCAAAGAACAUUAAGGAUGCCAUUUUUGAUGGGCUCAGGUUUUGAAUACGUUCAAACCAAGCUCCAAGUGCAAACACAUUCAGAAGUUAAGCUGCUGAAUAAUAGAUUUUUUAUUGUUAUUAUUAUUAUUAUUAUUAUUAUUAUUAUUUGGUGAAGGCAAUACCCCUAAGAUGUAUGUUUAUAAAUCUUUUUUCAGCCAAACCUCAGAGUAGUGGAUAGUUUUGAAACUAUACUGACUAAUUUUUUGGAGCAGUAUUGUGAAUUAGACUAAAUUUCAAAUUAUUCUGUUGUACUUCUUACGAUUUUUUUUUUGUUCAUAAAACCAAGACAGCUUUAAAUGAUACAUUCUAAGUGCAAUACCAAGUUGUUUUUAAUGUGGAAAUAUACAUGAACUAUUAAAACAACAUUCAGCAAUUCAAGAUUUUUGCACUAAGUGAACAUGCAGGUUUAUUACAGGUCUUUAUAGCUGUGCUCAACUGCCUGUAGAUUAUAUGGCUCCGUUUUUUUUUCAAAUAUAAAGAAAUGUCUUUUCAUGUCCUAUUUCUUGCUUGACACCCUAAACAAAUGGCCCCAUUGCUUAUGUAUUCUUAGGUAUUAUGCACUGUUUAUCAAGCAAGUAACCUCUUUUUCUGAAAAAUGUUUAAAAGCAUAAUACUUUGAGAUGCAAACACUGCUUUUCAGUUUUAUCAUAAAACACUUCUAAGCACGCUGCUUAUCUAUGUAUAUGGUUCAGCAAUCACUGGAAUACUUAAUGUUUUUUUAUUUCAGGUCCAUUUAAUACCAAUAAUGUUUGUUGCCUCAUUUAAAACUGUCAUAGCAAAGAGUAAACUAAAUGUGAUCUGGGCAAAAUGCAUAUUCAAGUGCUUUGUUUAAUUAGUAACUGUUCUUUACAUAAACCAUGGAGGCAUACUGUUUGGUGGUUUUUUUUUUAUGAUAGCCUUUAGUAUCUUUUUUAUUUUCAUUCUUCUUUUUCCAGUGUUGUAGUAAAUUGCUCAGAAAACCCAUAUAAAACAGCAAUACUAUUGCAUUUAAUGUUUACAUCUAGCAAGUGACAGAAGUUCUUUAAAUAUAAUCAUGCUAAGCAUUCUAAUUAUUGUAGACCAAAGCUCAGGCAUUUUUUAUAUUGCAGAAUUUCAAUCCCUACUUUGCAUGAGUGAGGUCUAAAAUAAUUGAACAUUAAAAUG
Molecule: messenger RNA, 3552 nt
Organism: Camarhynchus parvulus
Lineage: Eukaryota; Metazoa; Chordata; Aves; Passeriformes; Thraupidae
Gene: SLC16A10
Product: solute carrier family 16 member 10
Exons: 6
Coding region: 242-1810 (522 amino acids)
Biological process (GO): transmembrane transport
Molecular function (GO): monocarboxylic acid transmembrane transporter activity
Source: RefSeq, a predicted model, not a curated record